This is a messenger RNA of Chara braunii, 2423 nucleotides long. NCBI's taxonomy places the organism in Eukaryota, Viridiplantae, Streptophyta, Charophyceae, Charales, Characeae. The record is from the annotation of a GenBank genome assembly.
CUAGCAGCCUUGAGUUUCCUCAACGCCUGAAUCUGGACGCGUUCGUGGAGAUGUGCGGUUGAGAAAACUCAACGCGAUUUCUGCACGUACCCACUGACACCGGCGCUUGUGUGCUUCGGCAUCUCCCCACCCUUCGGCAUCUGCUUCGGCAUCUGCGGGCAUACUCACACUACUGUAGAUCGGACGUUUUGCUUUUUUUUUCUUGAGGUAAUCUCGGUCAGAUAGAUACAGGUCUGGCCUUCGAUGCGUCCAGAUACGUGCAAGAUAGUCCUCGUGUGAGCUCAUCCUACUUCGGCAUUGCGGCGCGCAGUACGUACGUGAACUCGCCGCGCGGCGAGCUCGACGGCCAUCAUUAUGGAGAAAGGCGCGGAGCUGAAAGGCCAAGGUGUGCAGAUUCUAUUGGCAGCAGAGCAACAGGCUCAGCAGCUCAUCGAGAAGGCGAGAGCGGGUUUCUGCUUGCUGGUGCAAGGGAGCGAGGGGGCAAAACAUCUUAUCGCGAAGAUGCCUCGUUCUUCGAAGGGAAGAUCAGGUGGAAUGAUGAGGCGGCCUGCACCUCCCCCAGCUCCUCGUCCAGUGGCACAGGCUCCCGCGCCUGCUGUCCCCCAAAGGGAUGGAGGAGGCUCGCUUCUCGGCGGCAUUGGCUCAACAAUUGCCCAAGGAAUGGCGUUUGGAACUGGGAGUGCUGUGGCGCACAGAGCAGUUGAUGCUGUGAUGGGUCCAAGAGGCGGUGGUGCAGCACCUGCGGCUGCUGCUCCGGAGCCUCUUGCAGCUUCAUCCCCUUUCAGGGGUCAGACAGUUGAUGCUUGUGCUAAUCAGGCGAAGGCAUUUCAAGAUUGUCUGGAGCAUAAUAAUUCUGACAUUGGGAAAUGCCAGUUCUAUAUUGAUAUGCUCACUUCCUGCAGACGCAAUGGGACCAUGUUGCAGAUGGAAGUGGAGAACAACGCUGUUCCAAAUGGGCCAAACGACCGUGGCCCUCGGUCUCCUCCGCCUGACCCUGGUCUGGACGGAGAAGACCUGAGCCAUGCUCGUGAACUUAUUCGCCUUUGUUAUGAAGAAGGCAUUUGUCCUCCCGAUAUUGACCCAGGGGAAAUGGAGAUUGAUGGUAGAGAAGUCCGAUUUAGGGUCAAAGCGUCGAUCGACCGAAUCAAAAUUGACUGGUUGAAAGAACGCGUGGUUACCAUUAUAUUCCGGGAAGGGGCUCGUUUCCUUCCUAGAAAGGUUAAGGAUGACAUCGUUAGGGCUUACGAAGAUGUCAAGCUUCAGGAAGGAAUCUUUGAUGCAGAAUCCUUCAGUCGGGGCAUAAUCAAAAUUGAAAGCCCUUAUGUUGUCUCUUAUGUGGCGAAGAGUCGAGCAAUUGCAUCUUGGUUGGUCACGAAAGGCCACGAUUCGCUCACCAUCGGUCAAAUCGAGUACAGACUAGAAUUCAAACCGUGGCUCUCCAAAGCCCAAUUAAGGGAACAGAGGAGGGAAGAGGAGCAAGCCUCGUUUUGGAUAGUUGCGGUUCAGGUCCCUCUCGAUUCGUUUAUCUAUUUGGAGGCGCAGAUCCGUAAGGCAAUUGGGCCUGUUGUCCGUACUCAUCCGAUAGACGUCGAUCGACAAAAGUCAUCCCUAAUCAAUGUUAAAUUUGACCUGGAUCCAGUAUCCAGGGUCAACAUGAAGGACAAGAUUACUGUAAUUACUGCAGAGGAAGAUGAACUAGUGGUGAACUUAGCCUGUUCGGACACCCCACGCUGUCGCAGAUGCAGAGCCUUCUUUCAUGAAGAAGCCCAGUGCAGACGAGCAGCUCAUCCACCACAAGGCCAACCAUCACAGAAUGCUCCAGCUCAAGUCCCAACGUACUCUCAAGCAGCGACGUCUACUCCGCAAUAUCAAGGACCGAUGGUUCCAGGUGCUUCACAGAAUCUGCAUGGUGCGCCGUCAACAGGUCAACAGCUAGGGUAUCAACCUUACCAGAACAUGAUGCUCAAUCCUACCUUCUCGCCUGACAAUUUUCCACAAGGUCAACUGGAGAGAUUGGAGGCGGAAGGUCUCCGUCUCAUUCCCCUCUCAUGGAUUGUGGAAGGGAAGAAAGGAGAACUAUCUCGGAUUUGUGCUCCUCCCUUGCCUUCUGCCGAAUUGCUUUGCGAUGUUGAUAAUCGAUUUUUAGCGGACCGGAAAUUGAACUCAAUGUUUGUUCGGUCCUUCCUGUUGAAGUCUUGGCUCCUGGACCCGCAGGACAGAGCCUUCUCACGAGUUCAUACAGCCUGUCCGAGCUGUCGGAGCUGGGGAUGGCGGAGUGUGACAGGAGCCAGAGCAGUGCUGAGAGUUUCUGCGAAGAUAAGGCUGGUAGUUGCGCCCACAGGAUUCGCAGCUCUCGUGCCGUCGUGAUUGGCCGUGGUUCUGCUGUUCGCCUGUUGAGAGUAGACUAGCUGUCAGACAAUCGU